AUGGAGGGCGCCGCGUCGCCGCCCGCCGGCCCCCGCGUGCUCUCGGCCGCCGUGGCCCUGUCGCAGGUCCUGGGCCUGGCGGCRCUGGCGGCCACAGGCGCCUGGCUGGGCGGCUACCGCGGCGGGCUGGCCUGGGCGGGCGCCCUGCGCCUCAACGUGCACCCGCUCUGCAUGGUGCUGGCCAUGGUCUUCCUGCAGGGCGACGCUCUCCUGGCCUUCCGCGUGUUCCGCACGGAGCCCAAGCGCUCGGCCAAGGCGCUGCACGCRCUGCUGCACGGCGCCGCACUGCUCGUGGCCAUCGUGGGCGUGGCAGCCGUGUUCGAGGCGCACAGCGCCGGCGGCGUGGCGCACGCCUACAGCCUGCACGCCUGGUGCGGCCUGGCCGUCCUGGUGCUCUUCACGCUGCAGUGGCUCCUGGGCCUGGGGCUCUUCGUGUUCCCCGGCGCGGGCUGGGCGCUGCGCGGCCGCUACCGGCCCCUGCAUGUGUUCGGCGGCGUGGCCCUGCUCGCGCUCUCCGUGGCCACGUCCCUGCUGGGCAUCACCGAGAUGCUGCUCUUCCACAUCAGGGACACCUACAGCAAGUUCCCGGCCGAGGGCGUCCUGGCCAACACGCUGGGGCUGCUGCUCGUGGCCUUYGGGCUGCUCGUGGGCUACAUCGUGACGCGCGAGGACUGGAGGCGCCCACCGCUGCCCGAGGAGCUCGCCCUCUCCAUGGACUUCAAGACCCUGACGGAGGCCGAGAGCCCCGGCGGCAGCCAGUGACGGUGCCACAGGAGCCCC
Nothoprocta perdicaria is the source of this 780-nucleotide messenger RNA. RefSeq names its product cytochrome b561. Gene Ontology annotation, molecular function: oxidoreductase activity. The record is from RefSeq and is a predicted model, not a curated record. NCBI's taxonomy places the organism in Eukaryota, Metazoa, Chordata, Aves, Tinamiformes, Tinamidae. Bases 1 to 762 code for a protein of 253 amino acids. The transcript has 5 exons. Gene Ontology annotation, cellular component: lysosomal membrane.